Molecule: messenger RNA, 705 nt
Organism: Symbiodinium natans
Lineage: Eukaryota; Dinophyceae; Suessiales; Symbiodiniaceae
Source: the annotation of a GenBank genome assembly
AUGUGGCCAGGAACGGUGCUGGACUCGCUCAGCGACGACCGCCCGGAGCUGUCCGCGAACUCACCCGAAGAGGCCCUUGAAGCGCUUAGGAACGGAGACGUGCAGACGUUGAGAGGGUAUCUUGCCAUGUGGCGCAGUUGUCGUGCUUACACCCUGCCGAAGGUGGUGCUGGAAUGCGGCAAGAUGAUCGACACUUACGGUCUAAGUCUGCUGGCGGUGGUGAGAUGGUGGCGGUUGGCGUCUCAAUAUGCUAACAAUGAAACCAGGGCUGCACGGACAUCUCUAUCUUUCCUAAUUUUUGCGGGAGCGGGCCAAGGCAUCUGUGUUGCGGGUGAAGCGGCUACCAGAGGUGCAGGCUGUCACCUCGACGAGGACCUGGAGCCCUCGGUGACCUGCACCGUGGACAUGGAGGUGGUGAUGGAUGCCGGAAGCCUGGAGGCAGUCGCUUACAUUGAGAGCAUUGCCACCUCCCGCGCCUGGCGUGGAGCUGGCCUGGCCUCUCGACUGAUGAGUUUCAUGGAGGAUAAGGCACGCGCGUGGGGCCUGCGGCUCAUCGCCUUGCAUGUCCACCGGGACAACUGGUCAGCGCUGCGCUUCUAUCAAAAGAAGGGCUUCGAGACGACGUCGGACUGGCUUGGCUGGGGCGACAAGUUCUUCCUUCUGCUGAAGCCUCUUUAUGCAGCGGAGGCUGUCGCUGCGAAGUGA